This is a messenger RNA of Trichoderma breve, 1455 nucleotides long. Its product is annotated as FAD binding domain-containing protein. Gene Ontology annotation, molecular function: oxidoreductase activity; FAD binding. The transcript is spliced from 6 exons. NCBI's taxonomy places the organism in Eukaryota, Fungi, Ascomycota, Sordariomycetes, Hypocreales, Hypocreaceae. The coding region runs from base 1 to 1455 and encodes 484 amino acids. The record is from RefSeq and is a predicted model, not a curated record.
AUGUCUUCUGCAGCCACCAUAAACGCUAGCGGAAAAGCUGCUCUCAUACUUCGUGAAAAGCUGGGCGCUGAUAAGGUCAUCCUGCCAGAUGACGCUCUCCCAGAUGUAGGCCAAUUUGACACAACCUUUUAUUUCAUUGCACAGGCUGCGCAGAUCGUCCCUGUAUGCCGUGUUCUCCCAGUCAACGCUGCGGACGUCGCGGCAAUCCUUAAUAUUGUCCGGGAGACCGGGGCUACUUUUGCAAUUAAGUCUGGAGGUCAUAACUCAUACGCUUCUGGGACCAAUGCGGAGAAUGGAAUCACUAUCGACCUGAGUCGUUUUAAAGACAUCACCAUCUCGGAUGAUCGCAAGUCUGUCACCGUUGGUGCUGGCUGCAGGUUCGGCGAAAUUUACGACAAGCUAGAGGCACAUGGACUUGGGUGCGUUGGUGGCCGAAUUUCUAGUGUCGGGGUUAGUGGACUUACUAUGGGAGGUGGCAUUUCUUUCUUCUCGUCCGAAAGAGGGCUUGCUUGUGACAAUGUCAUAAGUUACGAGCUCGUUCUUGCCAAUGGCCAAAUUCUAAAUGUCAGUGAAAAGUCGCAUCCUGACCUUUUCUGGGGCAUGAGAGGAGCCGGUAUCACUCUUGGUAUCGUCACUCAUAUGGAGCUGAGAACCUUUAAUUUUGGACAAAUAUGGGGUGGUGCCAGUGUAUUCUCCCAUGAAAACAAGGCUGCAGUUUUCGAUGCAUUCAAUAAGUUUGUACACGAUGGCUCAGAUCCUAGUACGGAAGCUUUUAUGCUAUCUACCGAUGCCGCAAAGGAUGGUAAUAGCGUAUACGCUGUCAUCACGUCUCACAGCAAUCCGCAAUCCGACACCGCGGUCUUUGACGAUAUUAAAAGUCUAACCCCUCUUGCCUCAACCACUCAAAUUCGAAGCUUGAAAAAUCUUUGUGACGAGAUGGAUAGUCAAAAUGAGCCAGGUUUCAGAUUCCGGACCUCUUCAUUGUCUGUGAAAUUUAAUCUAUCAACGCUGGAACAGAUUGAUGCCUUUCAUAAAGAAUCUGUGGCUCUCCUAAAGGAUUGCGAUGGUUUCGUGCCCUCCAUAUUAUACCAACCAUUGGUCGGUUCUAUGCUUCCAAAGGACGCGAUUGGCAAUGCGUUGGGAAUCAAACCGGAAGACACACCUUUAAUAAUUAUAGCAAUUCUUUGGAGGUGGACAGACGUUCAACAUGAUAAGAUGAUCUUCGACGUUGCCGAUCAGUUUGUGGACAAAGUUGAGAAGGCCGCUCGGGCUCAGGGCACGUUCCACCGCUACCAAUAUCUCAACUAUGCAGCCAGACACCAGGAUGUAUACGGUAGUUAUGGGGAGGAGAACAUAAAGCGCCUUCUAGAGAUCAAAACAAAGUAUGAUCCUGAAGAUUUGAUGUCGACACUGCGUCCAGGUAUCAUCCAGUUGUCGGGCUCGCAGAAGGCAUGA